UGUCCUGGAGCUCUCUGUUAAUCCCGGUGGCCCAUAGACACCGGCGCAGUACAUGUAGUACUACAGUAGUAACGUUACAGGUACUCCCCACAGUGGUACAGCAACUCUGAAAUUUCAUCUUUUCGUUUGAGUCUGACUGGUAAAGUGCAGAUAAAUUCUGACCACUGAUUUCCGCCACUUUCUGUCAUGGAAGAGACGUGUGCUCAGGUAAAGGAAGCCCUGACUGAAAAACCAAGCAGCCCCUCUGCCCACAGCCCAGAGAUGUGCACCCAGGACACUGUGGCGCAUGAGCAGCACCAAGCUCUGAGCAUGAAGGUCCUGCAGAUUCUACAGGGACGGGUGUGUUUACUUCUGCAGGACCUGAAGCGGCAUUCUCUACAGCUGUAUGAGGCAAGGCGCAGGCAGACCAUUGAGGACAGGCGGAGGAGGCUGGCCCAGGUCCCGGAGCCCAGAGACGGGGUGUUCCUCCGGGUGAAAUUCAGCGACGGGUCCGAGAGGAGGAGGAGGUUCUGUUUAAAGCAGUCCAUUCAGAUUCUGUUUGACUUUGCAGGGUCAGACGCCAUGGCGACAGACGUUUUCCUCGUUCAGAUGGCGACCUCAUCCACAGCCGUGCCCAGCACGGCCACAGGGAGCCUCGCUCAGACCGGCAUCUCCGGCCCGACGACCGUGCACGUGCUGUGGCUCAGCCCUGAGGAGGUGGAGGAAAAACUUACCCAGAAUGCAUUGGUGCCAAAACCUCUCUCCCCAGCGCAUUCAACGGCUAAACACCUAGAGACCCCUGCAGCCACAGAGCUCUACACUGCUCCCUCUGGCAGCCAAGAUCACUUCCACCACAGACGCAAGGACCAGGCUGUAUGUGAGGCUGUGGAGGACUCUUUCGUGGCACUCUCCUGGCCCUGGUUCAUCCCCGUUGAAGAAGCAGCAGCAGGGAAACCCUCUCUAAGCCCCUCCCACAACACUCCCUCUGUGACAUCACUGCCCAAUCCCCACCCACCUGCCAAGAGGAGGCGGGGACACAGCUGGCUGCUGCAGAGAGGGAGGGCGGAGCUAGAAGCUGGCAGGGUGGAGCUUGAGCAGCAGAGGGCAGAGCUAGAGCGGGAGAGGGCGGGGUUUGAGCGGGAAAGGGCGGAGCUACAGAUGGACAAGGCGGCGCUUGCACAGCAGAGGGCAAGGGAGGAGGCGGAGCUCGAGAAGGAGAGGGCGGAGCUACGGAGAGAUAGAGUGCACGUGGAGCGAAGUCAGAGACUGCACUUCCUGUUUCACACACUGCUGCAGAAACUCUGAGACACUGCACUUCCUGUUUCACACACUGCUGCAGAAACUCUGAGACACUGCACUUCCUGUUUCACACACUGCUGCAGAAACUCUGAGACACUGCACUUCCUGUUUCACACACUGCUGCAGAAACUCUGAGACACUGCACUUCCUGUUUCACACACUGCUGCAGAAACUCUGAGGUGCUGUGCAUGCUGCAGUGAACUUUCUUGGGUUUGUACAAGCAUGGAGGUUGAAGUGGGUCUUCUUCCUUGUAUCUUCUCUGUGAACGUGCUGACGUUGAAACCAACUAAUGAGCUUGAAUUAUUGUACAGCUAUACAAUGUUUUUGUACACUGUCGGUCCGUCAACUGUAUAUUUAGAAACCCAAAUUUAAGGACUAUAAACACAGGCAUAAGGUGA
This is a messenger RNA of Conger conger (European conger), 1676 nucleotides long. RefSeq lists its product as uncharacterized. Bases 187 to 1284 code for a protein of 365 amino acids. The transcript is spliced from 10 exons. The record is from RefSeq and is a predicted model, not a curated record. Lineage: Eukaryota; Metazoa; Chordata; Actinopteri; Anguilliformes; Congridae.